Cloeon dipterum is the source of this 1291-nucleotide messenger RNA. It is a transcript of the gene betaggt-II, whose product is annotated as geranylgeranyl transferase type-2 subunit beta. The record is from RefSeq and is a predicted model, not a curated record. The transcript has 6 exons. The coding region runs from base 204 to 1205 and encodes 333 amino acids. Gene Ontology annotation, cellular component: Rab-protein geranylgeranyltransferase complex. Gene Ontology annotation, molecular function: Rab geranylgeranyltransferase activity. Gene Ontology annotation, biological process: protein geranylgeranylation. Lineage: Eukaryota; Metazoa; Arthropoda; Insecta; Ephemeroptera; Baetidae.
UUAUUAAAGGAAAUGAUUGCAGCAGAAGGCCGUUUGCCAGUCUGGCUCAGGUCUGACUGUCUCUGUCGCUGUAAUUAAUUUGACGCAACAGUUAAACGACCCUAAAUUCCUCUAAUUUUAUAAUUUAAAAUUAAUUUUUAAAAUAACUUCUUAUACAAAAAUUUAGAUUGAAUAAAAUAGGUGGUUCCUCAUACAUACAUAUAAUGGCUCUAAAGAAGGAUGUUGAUUUGAACAGCGUGAUUGCUAAACCUUUGACGCUAAAAGUUCAUUCUGACUAUAUCGCUGCAUAUGGAGAAAACAAAGAAGAUUAUGAAUAUUGCAUGACAGAGUAUUUGAGAAUGUCUGGCAUUUACUGGGGUCUGACAGCAAUGGCACUGAUGGGAGAGCUGGACAGAAUGAACAAAGAUGAAGUGUUACAAUUCGUGAGAUCAUGUCAAGACCCUGUCAGUGGUGGGAUCAGCUCAAGUCCAGGUCAUGAUCCCCACCUGCUUUACACAUUAAGUGCGCUUCAGAUUCUUAGCAUUUAUGAUGAAAAACUGAGUGACCAAGAACAAGACAAGGUGGUGAACUAUAUCAAAUCCCUUCAACAGCCAAGUGGAAGUUUUAUUGGUGACAAAUGGGGAGAAGAAGAUACUCGAUUUUCUUUCUGUGCUGUUGCAUGUCUUUCUCUAAUUGGUCGCUUGAAUGAUAUAGAUGUUGAGAAAGCUACAGAGUUUGUUGUUUCAUGUAUGAACUUUGAUGGCGGCUUUGGUUCUCGACCUGGUUCUGAAAGUCAUGCAGGCUUGAUAUAUUGUUGUGUUGGCUACUUUUCUGUAGUAGGUCGCUUAGAUUUGGUGGACGCAGACACUUUGGGCUGGUGGCUUUGCGAAAGACAACUUCCAUCAGGUGGGCUUAAUGGGCGUCCAGAAAAGUUGCCUGACGUCUGCUAUUCUUGGUGGGUGUUGGCCUCUUUGAGCAUGCUUGGCCGCCUGCACUGGGUUGACAAGCAAAAGCUGUGCACCUUUAUUUCUGCUUGCCAAGACAGUGAAGGCGGUUUUGCUGAUCGACCAGGGAACAUGCCUGAUCCAUUCCACACACUCUUUGGCUUGGCAGCGCUUUCACUCUUGGGAGAAUCGACUUUGCAAGUGGUUGAUCCUACCUACUGCAUGCCCAAAAGUGUUAUCAACAAGUUGAGACUCUCCCCGCAGAGACUGGAUGUUUCCUAAUCCUCUUCAUCUGACCACAUUUACAAGCUUUGAUAGUUUUUUCUUGGACUAUGGACAAGGAAACUAAAUAAAAACCAUUCAUCAAA